This is a messenger RNA of Eutrema salsugineum, 533 nucleotides long. Its product is annotated as protein PLANT CADMIUM RESISTANCE 11. The transcript has a single exon. The record is from RefSeq and is a predicted model, not a curated record. NCBI's taxonomy places the organism in Eukaryota, Viridiplantae, Streptophyta, Magnoliopsida, Brassicales, Brassicaceae. Bases 45 to 533 code for a protein of 162 amino acids.
AAGAAGAUAAUCAGAUAAACACCGUUUCUUCAACAGAUCAAACCAUGAACCCUACCUCCAACGACCCACCACAAGGACUUAGCCAUGGUAAAGCCACGGGUUGGUCGACGGAUCUAUGCGAAUGUUGGAGGGACAUAAACUCAUGCUGCUUGACUUGUUGGUGUCCAUGUGUCGCCUUUGGACGCAUCGCAGAGGUCGUAGACAGAGGAUCAACAUCGUGUGGUGUGAGCGGAGCGAUGUACAUGAUCAUACUGAUGUUUACUGGAUUUGGAGGAAGCAGUCUCUACUCUUGCUUUUACAGAACCAAACUCAGAGCACAGUACAAUCUCAAGGAGAGACCUUGUUGCGAUUGUUGCGUCCACUUUUGCUGCGAGCCAUGCGCUCUUUGUCAAGAGUAUAGGCAACUUCAACACAACCGUGCGUUGGACUUGUCCAUUGGGUGGCAUGGGAACAUGGAACGAAAGGCACGAGUGGCUGCGUCUGCGUCUGCGUCUGGGGUUCCUCCAACGCUUCAACCGCCAAUGUCUAGAUAG